Laccaria bicolor S238N-H82 is the source of this 1509-nucleotide messenger RNA. RefSeq lists its product as uncharacterized. Gene Ontology annotation, molecular function: DNA-binding transcription factor activity. Gene Ontology annotation, biological process: regulation of DNA-templated transcription. Lineage: Eukaryota; Fungi; Basidiomycota; Agaricomycetes; Agaricales; Hydnangiaceae. The record is from RefSeq and is a predicted model, not a curated record. The transcript is spliced from 5 exons. The coding region runs from base 1 to 1509 and encodes 502 amino acids.
AUGUCCUUCGCAGAUUGGCAUUCUGGAGUCUCCGUUGCCACAACCGCCAGCCAACAUGGUUUCAUCAAUAUGUCCACCGUGGACGACCUUUCUUACACCCCGUCUGAGGAUGAGAAGUACCGCGAUGCUGCCCAAAUUGCUGCCACUGGGCGUCGAAGUUGGAAAACUCUUAGAGGAAAGGGCGAAGCGGUUUGGCCACCCAAUUUGUCAGGAGGCUGCUCUGAUCGAAGGCAAGCCACGCUUCAAAUUGGUUUCACGGAGACUCUGACUAACGCCGUUGCAUUAGCCCUAGAAAAAUAUCGACAAGAGGGAACGUGGCCGAACAAACUUCUUGAUCGCUUUCCGAUGCGGAAUCGCUUUAUUUCGGAUUAUAUCUUUGAGGUUACUGGAAAGUGCAGGACCACUAAGCAAGUAAGCAGUCGCCUUCAGCAGAUGCGAGAUACUUGUAAAGGCGGACCCAUCAUGUCAGUCCUGGAGUUAAUCUCCGGUCGAUUCUCAUCCGUAGAAGCCGAGACCAUGACAGAAUCUUCUGGAACCGUGUCGGAGGGCAGUUGUCACGCCUCUCAAAUGCCUUACGAAAAUUCCUCUUCCAGAGAUCACCUUUGUGUGGAAAUCUCCGUUCAACCGUCGAUGUCUCCUGUUCCGAUAAUUCACUUCAAUUUGAACGACAUCGCAACCCCCCUCGUCAUCUGUUUAGCUUCUUCGGCUGUCCCGGCCUAUCAAGGACACAGUGUCUCUCGUAAUUCCCGAGGCUCUGUGCUGCAUACCUCAUCAAAUACUGUCGAAUUUACAUCGCCCUGGGCUCUUAUCCUGAGCUCGGUUUUUUAUGUUUACUGCGAUGGUUCAGAGUUACUGGUCCACACAGAGGACGUUCCACUCAAGUGCCUUUCAUCUCCGGUGCAAAGUUCUGGAUGGCUUUAUAGCACUGAAAUUACCCCGGCCUUCUGGAAAACGCUCUGCGAGAAAAAAGAACUGACGCGGUACAUGAUCCUGCAGCGACUGACCCCAAUUCAGUCGUACCAAUCCCCGAAUGUCGCGCGCCGCUCCUCUGCUCCUGCAGAAUUGGCUCGAUCAUCUCAAGAAAUUUUUGUAGUGUACCACUUCGAUGUUGUCGACGAACUUGACGUUAAGGUUCUCGAUACCACAUUCAAUUAUCAGUCUACGAGCUCCCAGAGCAAUGUGAGAAUUUUCCUUCUCCUGUUUGUUGCCCCCUCCCAACAACAUCCAUCAAUGGACUACCAUCAAUGGGAUUCGAGUAGGGAGCAUACAGCCAACUGGUUGUCUCACCAGACUCAACCCGUUGAUCAGCAUUAUUCCAGUUCAAUGACAACGGCUCCUCCAUACACCCAAAACAACUAUGCUUAUGAUCGCCAUUAUACUCAUAUCUCGACCGAUUCCUCAUUCAAAUAUGGGGGUUCUCAAUAUGAAACUGGUUAUGGUGUCCCCGGAAUCAGCUCUUGGCCUAACCAGCAUGCAGAAGUGCCCUCUCUCCACUAUGCCUAUCUAUAG